CGUAACGCGCACGGCGCAGAAGAUCGCGCGUUAACGUCAACCAUGAUGGCGUCGUUCGCGGCGGCGGCUCGCGCGGUUCCAACCCGCGCGUCGUCGCGCCCCGCGGCCCCGUCCGCGUCGCGCGCCGUCGUCGUCGCCGCGGGGGCUGGGACGCCGAUCAAGUUCGCGAAAAGCGGGGGGGAUCGCCGUCGCGAUCGCCGCGUCCUGCGCGCGCCCCCCGCGCGCGUCGCCUCCGAGGAGUGCACGCCGCCGUCCGUGGAGGACGCGAACCUGACCGUCGUCGUGGACGGCGCGAGCGAUCCCGCGAACACGGUCAUCAGCGUCCGCGCGACGAACCGCCCGGGAAUUUUACAACUGAUGAAGAUGACGCUCCAAGACCUCGGCCUGACCGUGGAGAGAACCGAGGUGGACAUGGACAGCGAUGGCGUCGUGUCGGACACGUUUUACGUCACCGGCGACGACGGCAUCAGGGUCGAGGAUCCGUACGAUCUCGCGAACAUCGAGCAGGUCGUGACGUUCGUGAUGAACGCGCAUUACCUGAAAUCGAGCGAGGUUUCGCGCCCCACGGACAAAACCGCCAACAUCGACAACCCUCGGAAGAAAGACAUGCUGUACUCGCUCAUGGACUCGUACAUCAAGAACGACGUGUUAGCCGUCCAGAAGAGCAUCGUGAACCACGUGGAGUACACCCUCGCGAGGUCGCGGUACCGCUUUGACGACUUCGAGGCGUACCAGGCGACGUCGCUGUCCGUGCGCGACCGCCUGAUCGAAUCUUGGAACGACACGCAGCAGUACUUCCGCGAGCAAGACCCGAAGCGCGUGUACUACCUCUCCAUGGAAUUCCUCAUGGGGCGGUCGCUGACGAACUCGCUGUGUAACCUCGAGCUCGACCAUCCGUUCAAAGAAGCGCUCACGCAGCUCGGGUACGACAUGGAGAACCUCGUGGGGAAGGAACGCGACGCCGCGCUCGGCAACGGCGGCUUGGGGCGACUCGCCGCGUGCUUUCUCGACUCGAUGGCGACGGAGAACCUCCCCGCGUGGGGGUACGGGAUCCGGUACCAGUACGGGAUGUUCCGACAAGAACUCCACGACGGGUUCCAGCACGAGAACCCGGACUACUGGCUCAACUUUGGGAACCCGUGGGAGAUCGAGCGGCCGAACAUCGCGUAUCCGAUUAAAUUUUACGGCAACGUCGAGCAAGGCGACGACGCGCAGGGACGGCAGACGUUCUUGUGGUCCCCGGGGGAGGAGAUCUCCGCGGUGGCGUACGACACCCCGAUCCCGGGCUGGAACACCCCGAACACGAUCAACAUGCGUCUGUGGAGCGCGAAGCCGAGCCGCGAGUUUGACUUGGAGAGUUUCAACACGGGCGAUUACGUCCAGGCGAUUCUCGCGAAGCAACGCGCGGAGACGAUCAGCGCGGUGCUCUACCCGGACGAUCGGACGUACCAGGGCAAGGAACUCCGUCUGAAGCAGCAGUACUUCAUGGUCAGCGCGACGCUUCAGGACAUCAUACGUCGGUACCUCGUCACGCACGGCGACGACUUCAACGAGUUUCCGGAGAAGGUGGCGCUUCAGCUCAACGACACGCACCCGACGAUCGGCGUGCCCGAGCUGAUGCGUCUGCUCAUGGACGACCACGGGUUGGGGUGGACGAAGUCGUGGGAGAUCACCACGAGGGUGUUCUCGUUCACGAACCACACGGUUCUUCCCGAGGCGUUGGAGAAGUGGCCGGUGGAGCUCGUGGAGACUGUGCUGCCGCGGCACAUGCAGAUCAUCUACGACAUCAACUGGCGGUUCACGCAGGAGCUGAGAGGGAUCUUCGGGGACGACACCGAACGGAUCUGGCGCAUGAGCGUGAUCGAGGAGGGCGAGAACAUCGAGAAGUCGGUCAGGAUGGCGAACCUCGCGCUGGUCGCGAGCCACACCGUGAACGGCGUCGCGGCGAUUCACUCCGAGCUCAUCAAGACGACCAUCUUCAAGGACUUUUACGAGAUCAUGCCGGAGAAGUUUCAAAACAAAACGAACGGCGUCACCCAGCGCCGGUGGCUCGCGUUCUGUAACCCCGAGCUCUCGGAGUUGAUCACGGAAACGCUCGGCACGGACGCGUGGAUCAAGGAGCUCGACUUGCUCCAGGGCUUGCGAGAGAAGGCGGACGACGCGGCGUUCCAAAAGAAGUGGGCGGGGAUCAAGCUUCGCAACAAAGAACGCCUCGCCGCGUUGAUCAAAGAAAAGACCGGGAUGGACGUCCCCACGGACGCGCUGUACGACGUCCAGGUCAAGCGCAUCCACGAGUACAAGCGCCAGCUCCUGAACGUCAUGAGCAUCAUUCACCGUUACAACGUGUUGCGGUCGAUGAGCUCGGAGGAACGCGCGAAGGAAGUCCCGCGCGUGUGCGUCAUCGGAGGCAAAGCCGCGCCAGGGUACGACAUGGCGAAGCGCAUCAUUAAGCUCGUCAGCGCGGUCGGGGACAAGGUGAACGGCGACAAAAACAUCGACGACAAGCUGAAGGUGGUGUUCAUCCCGGAUUAUAACGUCUCGAGCGCGGAGGUUAUCGUCCCGGGUGCGGAGCUCUCGCAGCACAUCUCCACCGCGGGGACGGAGGCGUCGGGGACGUCGAACAUGAAAUUCGCGAUGAACGGCUGCCUCAUCAUCGGCACUAUGGACGGCGCGAACGUCGAGAUCGCGGAGGAGAUUGGCACGGAGAACAUGUUCAUCUUCGGCGCGCGCGCGGACCAAGUCCCGAACCUGCGAAGGGAGCGGUGGAACUUUGACGCGCCCGGCGGUUUCUACGAGAUCGUCAACCAGAUUCGCGGCGGCGAGUUCGGGUGGGCGGACUUUUUCAACCCCGUCAUGGACGCGGUGUCGAGCGAGAACGACUACUACCUCCUCGCGAACGACUUCGAGGACUACCUGCGCGCGCAAAAGGAGGUGGACAUCGCGUACAAGGACACGGCGCGGUGGAACAAGAUGUCGAUCCUCAGCGUCGCCGGGUCGGGGAAGUUUUCGUCGGAUCGCACGAUUCGUCAGUACGCGGAGGAGAUUUGGGACGUGAAGCCGAUGCGACGGCCGAUGCCGACGGCGACGACGCCACCGAAGCCGUACGCGCCCCCGGGGAAGCUGUGAGCGCGAAGCGAGCGCGGGCGGGCGGCGGGUGAUGGAUGGUGAUACUUAUUUCGUCAAACUCGUGAGAGGUACGUACUUUCGGAAGUACGAAGGCGAGUGCGAACGACGGGGAUCGAGGGCGGGGUCUCGGGGGGGAAUUAUGUCGCGGGUUCAGAAGUCUUAUGAAUCGACAUAAAGUUGCAGUUUACCUAUCGUCGACGC
Micromonas pusilla CCMP1545 is the source of this 3327-nucleotide messenger RNA. It is a transcript of the gene PHO1, whose product is annotated as glycosyltransferase family 35 protein. NCBI's taxonomy places the organism in Eukaryota, Viridiplantae, Chlorophyta, Mamiellophyceae, Mamiellales, Mamiellaceae. Gene Ontology annotation, cellular component: cytoplasm. Gene Ontology annotation, biological process: glycogen catabolic process. The transcript is spliced from 2 exons. Bases 43 to 3126 code for a protein of 1027 amino acids. The record is from RefSeq and is a predicted model, not a curated record. Gene Ontology annotation, molecular function: pyridoxal phosphate binding; glycogen phosphorylase activity.